This is a messenger RNA of Ceratotherium simum simum (southern white rhinoceros), 1746 nucleotides long. RefSeq names its product APC down-regulated 1 like (gene APCDD1L). NCBI's taxonomy places the organism in Eukaryota, Metazoa, Chordata, Mammalia, Perissodactyla, Rhinocerotidae. Gene Ontology annotation, cellular component: plasma membrane. The record is from RefSeq and is a predicted model, not a curated record. Gene Ontology annotation, biological process: negative regulation of Wnt signaling pathway. Gene Ontology annotation, molecular function: Wnt-protein binding.
CUUCUGGCAAGUUGGACCUAUGAGUGCGCAGCUCGACUUACAACGAUCAACAGCCCGGGAGGGUGAGCGCGUGUGAGCGCCGAGGGGGGCGCAGGACCCUUACAACUUCUUCGCAGGACCCCAGCCGGGCCGCCAGCGUCUGCUGCCGCCCGAGAGCCGCGCGCCCGCGCCUCCUCUCCGCGCACCGUGGAGGCGCCCCCGCGGCCGUCUCCUGCCAGCCCCGACGGGAUGCCCGCAGCCAUGCUCCCCUACGCUUGCGUCCUCGUGCUUUUGGGAGCCCGCACUGCAGAGGCGGCUGGGACGGUAAGGGCUGGCCGCCUGCACUGGGAACCGCACUGCCAGCAGCCCCUGCCCCACAGAGCACCCGUCACCGCACUGCUGCCCCCACGCCUGGAAGGGCCCUGGACCUCCACUGGCUGCGAGGUGCGCCCGGGCCCGGAGUUCCUGACUCGCUUCUACACCUUCUACCGCCCCCACCUCUUCCGAGCCCACCAGUUCUACUACGCCGACCCCUCGUGCCGGGAGCCCGCCCACUCCCUGCUCAUCAAGGGCAAGCUGCGCCUGCGCCGCGCCUCCUGGGUCACCCGGGGCGCCACCGAGGCCGACUACCAGCUGCACAAGGUGGGCGUCGUCUUCCACAGCCGCCGCGCCCUGCUCCAGCUCGCCAGGCGCCUCAACCAGACGCGGGCCGGCCGGGCCUGCGCCCGGCAGCUGCCCCCCGCCCGGGCCUGGCUGCCCGGGGCCCUCUAUGAGCUGCUGAGCGCCCGGGCCGAGCGGGACUGCACGGCCGCCCUGGGCUUCAGCAUGCACGAGCUCAGCCUGGUCCGCGUGCAGCGCCACCUGCAGCCGCAGCCCCGGGCCCGGCCCCAGCUCGUGGAGGAGCUGUACCUGGGGGACAUCCACACGGAGCGGGCAGAGAGGCGGCACUACCGGCCCACCGGCUACCAGCGCCCGCUGCAGAGCGCCCUGCACCACGCCCGCCCCUGCCCGGCCUGCGGCCUCAUUGCCCGCUCCGACGAGCACCACCCUCCUGUGCUGCCCCCCCCGGUGGCCCUGCCCCUGCGCCUGGGCGGCCGGUGGGUCAGCCCCGGGUGCGAGGUGCGCCCCGCCGUGCUGUUCCUCACCAGGCUCUUCACCUUCCACGGGCACAACCGCUCCUGGGAAGGGUAUUACCACCACUUCUCGGACCCCGCCUGCCAGCAGCCCACCUUCACCAUCUACGCGGCCGGCCACUACACCAGGGGCACACCGUCCGCCAAGGUUCGGGGCGCCACCGACCUGGUGUUCCAGGUCACGCGGGCCCACGUGACCCCCAUGGACCAGGUCACCACGGCCAUGCUCAGCUUCUCCGAGCCGAGCAGCUGCGGGGGCCCGGGGGCCUGGUCCCUGGGGACAGAGCGGGAUGUCACGGCCACCAACGGGUGCCUGCCGCUGGGCAUCAGGCUCCCCCACGUGGAGUACGAGCUUUUCAAGAUGGAGCAAGACCCCCUCGGGCAGAGCCUUCUCUUCAUCGGACAAAGGCCCACGGACGGGUCCAGCCCUGACACCCCCCAGAAGCGCCCCACGUCCUACCAGGCGCCCCUGGUGCUCUGUGACGCGGAGGCCCGGGACUUCUCCAGGCCCCCGCCGCCCAGGCCGCAGCUGCAGAAGCCCCUCAGUGGUGGGGGGCCGUGUCGUCGGGGGGCCACUCUCCCCUUCCUGCUCCUGGUUCUAGGGCUGGCCUUCCUGGAGAGGUUAUGAAGUUGG